CGGCCUAGGGGGCGGUCGCUCGCGGAGUAUCCCGGGACGGCGACAAAAGGAGGAGACUCGGGGGCCGUUUGGGACCGGAGAUCUCGGGGGAGGGCUUGGGGUCGUGUUCCCAGGAGGUGUCUCGACUAGCCUGCCACCUCUCGGCCUCCAUGCGGGCGCCUCGCUCGUCGGGCCGGACGCGGAGAGCGCAGGCUGGAUGAACUCAUGGACCUGGUAUUUUUCUUUUGAGAAAGAAACCUGCUCAAAAGAAAAAUGGCAUUUGUUGCAACACAAGGGGCCACAGUGGUUGACCAAACCACUCUUAUGAAAAAGUACCUUCAGUUUGUGGCAGCUCUCACGGAUGUAAAUACACCUGAUGAAACAAAGUUAAAAAUGAUGCAAGAAGUCAGUGAAAAUUUUGAGAAUGUGACAUCAUCUCCUCAGUAUUCUACAUUCCUGGAACAUAUCAUCCCUCGAUUUCUUACAUUUCUCCAAGAUGGAGAAGUCCAGUUUCUUCAAGAGAAACCAGCCCAGCAACUGCGGAAGCUAGUACUUGAAAUAAUUCAUAGAAUACCAACCAAUGAACAUCUUCGUCCUCAUACAAAAAAUGUUUUAUCUGUGAUGUUUCGCUUUUUAGAGACGGAAAAUGAAGAAAAUGUUCUUAUUUGUUUAAGAAUAAUUAUUGAACUACACAAACAGUUCAGGCCGCCAAUCACACAAGAAAUUCAUCAUUUUUUGGAUUUUGUGAAACAGAUUUACAAGGAACUUCCAAAAGUAGUGAACCGCUACUUUGAGAACCCUCAGGUGAUCCCUGAGAACACAGUGCCUCCUCCGGAGAUGGUUGGUAUGAUAACCACAAUUGCUGUGAAAGUCAGUCCUGAGCGUGAGGACAGUGAGACACGGACACAUUCCAUCAUUCCUAGAGGAUCGCUUUCUUUAAAAGUAUUGGCAGAAUUGCCUAUUAUUGUUGUGUUAAUGUACCAGCUCUACAAACUGAAUAUCCACAAUGUUGUUGCUGAAUUUGUACCCUUGAUCAUGAAUACUAUUGCAAUUCAGGUAUCUGCACAAGCCAGGCAACAUAAGCUUUACAACAAGGAGUUAUAUGCUGACUUCAUUGCUGCUCAGAUUAAAACAUUGUCAUUUUUAGCUUAUAUCAUCAGAAUUUAUCAGGAGUUGGUGACGAAAUAUUCUCAGCAGAUGGUCAAAGGAAUGUUACAGUUACUCUCAAAUUGUCCAGCAGAGACUGCACACCUCAGAAAGGAGCUUCUGAUUGCCGCAAAACACAUCCUUACCACCGAGCUCAGAAAUCAGUUCAUUCCUUGUAUGGACAAGCUGUUUGAUGAAUCCAUACUAAUCGGCUCAGGAUAUACUGCUCGGGAGACUCUCAGGCCCCUUGCCUACAGUACACUGGCUGAUCUCGUGCACCAUGUUCGCCAGCACUUGCCCCUCAGUGACCUGUCGCUUGCUGUCCAGCUGUUUGCCAAGAACAUUGAUGAUGAGUCACUGCCCAGCAGCAUCCAGACCAUGUCCUGCAAGCUUCUGCUGAACUUGGUGGACUGCAUCCGCUCCAAGAGCGAGCAGGAGAGCGGCAAUGGGAGGGAUGUCCUGAUGCGGAUGCUGGAGGUUUUUGUUCUCAAAUUCCACACCAUUGCUCGGUAUCAGCUCUCUGCCAUUUUUAAGAAGUGCAAGCCUCAGUCUGAGCUCGGAGCAGUGGAAGCAGCUCUACCUGGGGUGCCCACUGCCCCUGCUGCCCCUGGUCCUGCACCAUCUCCGGCCCCUGUUCCUGCCCCUGCUCCUCCCCCACCCCCACCCCCUACGCCGGCCACUCCUGUGACUCCAGCCCCUGUGCCUCCUUUUGAGAAGCAAGGAGAAAAGGAUAAGGAGGACAAGCAGACAUUCCAGGUCACAGAUUGCCGAAGUUUGGUAAAAACCUUGGUCUGUGGUGUCAAGACAAUCACAUGGGGCAUAACAUCCUGUAAAGCACCUGGUGAAGCUCAGUUCAUUCCCAACAAACAGUUACAACCCAAAGAGACUCAGAUUUAUAUAAAACUUGUGAAGUAUGCAAUGCAGGCCUUGGAUAUUUACCAGGUCCAGAUAGCAGGAAAUGGACAAACAUAUAUUCGAGUAGCGAACUGCCAGACUGUUAGAAUGAAGGAGGAGAAGGAGGUAUUGGAACACUUUGCUGGUGUUUUCACCAUGAUGAAUCCCUUAACAUUUAAGGAAAUCUUCCAAACUACAGUCCCUUAUAUGGUGGAAAGAAUCUCAAAAAAUUAUGCUCUUCAGAUCGUUGCCAAUUCCUUCUUGGCAAAUCCUACUACCUCUGCUCUGUUUGCUACCAUCCUGGUGGAAUAUCUCCUGGAUCGCCUGCCAGAAAUGGGCUCCAAUGUGGAGCUCUCCAACCUGUACCUCAAGCUGUUUAAGUUGGUCUUUGGUUCAGUCUCUCUCUUUGCAGCUGAAAAUGAGCAGAUGCUAAAGCCUCAUCUACACAAGAUUGUGAACAGCUCCAUGGAGCUUGCACAGACUGCCAAGGAACCCUACAACUACUUCCUGCUGCUCCGAGCCCUGUUCCGUUCUAUUGGUGGAGGUAGCCAUGAUCUCUUAUAUCAGGAAUUCUUGCCUCUCCUUCCUAACCUCCUCCAAGGCCUGAACAUGUUGCAGAGCGGCCUGCACAAGCAGCACAUGAAGGACCUCUUUGUGGAGCUGUGUCUCACGGUGCCUGUGCGGCUGAGCUCCCUCUUGCCCUAUCUACCCAUGUUAAUGGAUCCCUUGGUGUCUGCCCUCAAUGGGUCUCAGACUUUGGUCAGCCAGGGCUUGAGGACCUUGGAGUUAUGCGUGGACAACCUGCAGCCUGAUUUCCUCUAUGACCAUAUCCAGCCUGUGCGUGCAGAGCUCAUGCAGGCUUUGUGGCGCACUUUACGAAAUCCCGCGGAUAGCAUCUCUCAUGUGGCCUACCGCGUACUUGGCAAAUUUGGUGGCAGUAACAGGAAGAUGUUAAAAGAAUCCCAGAAGCUGCACUAUGUUGUGACUGAAGUUCAAGGCCCCAGCAUUACUGUGGAAUUCUCGGAUUGCAAAGCAUCUCUUCAGCUCCCAAUGGAGAAGGCCAUUGAAACUGCUCUGGACUGCCUGAAAAGUGCCAACACAGAGCCCUACUACCGGAGGCAGGCAUGGGAGGUGAUCAAGUGCUUUCUGGUGGCCAUGAUGAGCCUAGAGGACAAUAAGCAUGCGCUUUACCAGCUGCUCGCGCACCCCAACUUUACAGAAAAGACCAUACCCAACGUCAUUAUCUCACAUCGUUACAAAGCACAAGACACGCCAGCCCGGAAGACAUUUGAGCAGGCCCUGACUGGGGCGUUCAUGUCUGCUGUCAUCAAGGAUCUGCGGCCCAGCGCUUUGCCCUUUGUCGCCAGCUUGAUUCGCCACUAUACCAUGGUGGCAGUGGCUCAGCAGUGUGGCCCUUUCUUGUUGCCUUGCUACCAGGUGGGCAGCCAGCCCAGCACAGCCAUGUUUCACAGUGAAGAGAACGGGUCGAAAGGAAUGGAUCCCUUGGUUCUCAUUGAUGCGAUAGCUAUCUGUAUGGCCUAUGAAGAAAAGGAACUUUGCAAGAUUGGGGAAGUGGCCUUGGCUGUGAUAUUUGAUGUUGCAAGCAUCAUCCUGGGCUCGAAGGAGAGGGCCUGCCAGCUUCCCCUCUUUUCCUACAUCGUGGAGCGCUUGUGUGCCUGCUGUUAUGAGCAGGCCUGGUAUGCAAAACUGGGAGGUGUGGUGUCCAUUAAGUUUCUCAUGGAGCGGCUGCCUCUCACAUGGGUUCUUCAGAACCAGCAGACAUUCCUCAAAGCACUCCUCUUCGUCAUGAUGGACUUAACGGGAGAGGUUUCCAACGGGGCAGUUGCCAUGGCAAAGACCACUCUGGAGCAGCUCCUCAUGAGGUGUGCCACGCCUCUAAAAGAUGAGGAGCGAGCCGAAGAGAUUGUGGCAGCUCAGGAGAAAUCUUUUCACCAUGUGACCCAUGAUUUAGUUCGAGAAGUCACCUCUCCAAACUCCACUGUGAGGAAGCAGGCCAUGCAUUCACUGCAGGUGUUGGCGCAGGUCACUGGGAAGAGCGUGACGGUGAUAAUGGAACCCCAUAAAGAGGUCCUGCAGGAUAUGGUCCCACCCAAGAAACACUUGCUUCGACACCAGCCUGCCAAUGCACAGAUUGGCCUGAUGGAAGGGAACACAUUCUGUACCACACUGCAGCCCCGGCUCUUCACAAUGGAUCUUAACGUGGUGGAGCAUAAGGUGUUCUACACAGAGCUUUUGAAUUUGUGUGAGGCUGAGGAUUCAGCUUUAACCAAACUGCCCUGUUAUAAAAGCCUUCCAUCACUUGUGCCUUUACGGAUUGCAGCACUAAAUGCACUUGCAGCCUGCAAUUACCUUCCUCAGUCCAGGGAGAAAAUCAUUGCUGCACUCUUCAAAGCCCUUAAUUCCACCAACAGUGAGCUCCAGGAGGCUGGUGAAGCCUGCAUGAGAAAGUUUUUAGAAGGUGCUACUAUUGAAGUAGAUCAAAUUCAUACACAUAUGAGGCCUUUGCUGAUGAUGCUUGGAGAUUACCGAAGCUUGACAUUGAAUGUUGUAAAUCGUCUGACUUCUGUUACAAGGCUUUUCCCAAAUUCCUUUAAUGACAAGUUUUGUGAUCAGAUGAUGCAACACCUGCGCAAGUGGAUGGAAGUGGUGGUCAUCACCCACAAAGGGGGCCAGAGGAGCGACGGAAACGAAAUGAAAAUUUGUUCAGCAAUCAUAAACCUUUUUCAUCUGAUCCCAGCUGCACCUCAAACUUUGGUCAAGCCUUUGUUAGAGGUUGUAAUGAAAACAGAGCGAGCCAUGUUGAUUGAGGCUGGUAGUCCCUUCAGAGAGCCUCUGAUCAAGUUCCUGACUCGGCACCCCUCACAGACGGUGGAGCUGUUCAUGAUGGAAGCAACACUCAACGAUCCCCAGUGGAGCCGAAUGUUCAUGAGUUUUCUAAAACACAGAGAUGCCAGGCCCUUGCGGGAUGUGCUGGCAGCCAACGCCAACAGGUUUAUUACCCUACUGCUGCCAGGUGGCCCACAAACGGCUGUGCGUCCUGGUUCACCCAGCACCAGCACCAUGCGGCUGGACCUCCAGUUCCAGGCCAUUAAGAUUAUAAGCAUCAUAGUUAAGAAUGAUGACUCCUGGCUGGCUAAUCAGCAUUCUCUGGUGAGCCAGCUGAGACGUGUGUGGAUCAGUGAGACCUUCCAAGAAAGGCACCGCAAAGAGAACAUGGCUGCCACCAACUGGAAGGAGCCCAAGCUACUGGCCUUUUGUUUGCUGAGCUACUGCAAGAGAAAUUACGGAGAUAUAGAAUUGCUGUUCCAGCUGCUCCGAGCCUUCACUGGUCGUUUUCUCUGCAAUAUGACUUUCUUAAAGGAGUAUAUGGAGGAAGAGAUUCCCAAAAACUAUAGCAUUGCUCAAAAACGUGCCCUGUUUUUUCGUUUUGUAGACUUCAAUGACCCCAACUUUGGAGAUGAACUGAAAGCAAAGGUUCUGCAGCAUAUCUUGAAUCCAGCAUUCUUGUACAGCUUUGAGAAGGGAGAAGGAGAGCAGCUCUUGGGACCUCCCAAUCCAGAAGGAGACAACCCAGAGAGCAUCACCAGCGUGUUUAUAACCAAGGUCCUAGAUCCUGAGAAGCAGGCAGACAUGCUGGACUCCCUGCGUAUCUAUCUUCUGCAGUAUGCCACACUGCUGGUGGAGCACGCCCCCCACCACAUCCAUGACAACAAUAAGAACCGCAAUAGCAAGCUGCGCCGCCUGAUGACCUUUGCGUGGCCCUGCCUGCUCUCCAAGGCCUGCGUGGACCCAGCAUGCAAAUACAGCGGGCACUUACUUCUGGCACACAUUAUUGCCAAAUUUGCAAUACAUAAGAAAAUUGUCCUCCAGGUUUUCCACAGUCUUCUCAAGGCUCAUGCAAUGGAAGCCCGAGCAAUUGUCAGGCAGGCCAUGGCCAUCUUGACUCCAGCAGUGCCUGCCCGCAUGGAGGAUGGCCACCAGAUGCUCACACACUGGACCAGGAAGAUCAUCGUGGAAGAAGGGCACACUGUCCCGCAGCUGGUGCAUAUUUUGCAUUUGAUUGUGCAGCAUUUUAAGGUGUAUUAUCCCGUGCGGCACCACCUGGUUCAGCAUAUGGUCAGUGCCAUGCAGAGACUGGGCUUCACACCCAGUGUCACCAUCGAGCAGAGGCGGCUGGCUGUGGACCUUUCUGAAGUCGUCAUCAAGUGGGAAUUACAGAGAAUUAAGGACCAGCAGCCGGAUUCCGAUAUGGACCCAAAUUCCAGUGGAGAAGGAGUCAAUUCUGUCUCGUCCUCUAUCAAGAGAGGCCUAUCUGUGGAUUCUGCCCAGGAGGUGAAGCGCUUCAGGACAGCCACCGGAGCCAUCAGUGCAGUUUUCGGGAGGAGCCAGUCGCUACCCGGAGCUGACACUCUUCUUGCCAAGCCCAUUGACAAGCAGCACACAGACACCGUGGUGAACUUUCUCAUCCGAGUGGCUUGUCAGGUUAACGACAACACCAACACUGCGGGGUCCCCUGGGGAUGUGCUGUCUCGCCGCUGUGUCAACCUGCUAAAGACCGCGUUAAGACCAGAUAUGUGGUCCAAGUCGGAACUCAAGCUGCAGUGGUUCGACAAGCUGCUGAUGACUGUGGAGCAGCCAAAUCAAGUGAACUAUGGGAAUAUUUGCACGGGAUUAGAAGUGCUGAGUUUCUUGCUAACUGUACUCCAGUCCCCGGCCAUCCUCAGUAGCUUCAAACCCCUGCAGCGUGGUAUUGCUGCCUGUAUGACCUGUGGAAACACCAAGGUGCUGCGAGCCGUCCACAGCCUCCUCUCCCGCCUCAUGAGUAUCUUCCCAACAGAGCCUAGUACUUCAAGUGUGGCCUCUAAGUACGAAGAGCUGGAGUGCCUCUAUGCAGCCGUGGGGAAGGUCAUCUAUGAAGGCCUCACCAACUACGAGAAAGCCACCAGUGCAAAUCCCUCCCAGCUCUUUGGAACCCUGAUGAUCCUCAAGUCAGCCUGUAGCAACAACCCAAGCUACAUUGACAGGCUCAUCUCCGUUUUUAUGCGCUCCCUGCAGAAGAUGGUCCGAGAGCAUCUCAAUCCACAGGCAGCAUCUGGGAGCACAGAAGCAACAGCAGGAACAAGUGAGCUGGUGAUGCUGAGUCUGGAACUGGUGAAGACACGGCUGGCUGUGAUGAGCAUGGAGAUGCGCAAGAACUUCAUCCAAGCUAUUCUGACGUCCCUCAUUGAGAAGUCCCCAGAUGCCAAGAUCCUGCGGGCCGUGGUGAAAAUUGUAGAAGAAUGGGUUAAGAAUAAUUCUCCCAUGGCAGCCAAUCAGACACCUACACUGCGGGAGAAGUCUAUUUUGCUUGUGAAAAUGAUGACCUACAUAGAAAAACGUUUCCCAGAAGACCUUGAGUUAAAUGCCCAGUUUUUAGACCUUGUGAACUAUGUCUACAGGGAUGAGGCCCUGUCUGGCAGUGAGCUGACUGCGAAGCUUGAGCCUGCCUUUCUCUCAGGGCUGCGUUGUGCCCAGCCACUCAUCAGGGCAAAGUUCUUUGAAGUUUUUGACAACUCUAUGAAGCGCCGGGUGUAUGAGCGCCUGCUAUAUGUGACCUGUUCCCAGAAUUGGGAGGCCAUGGGGAACCACUUUUGGAUCAAGCAGUGCAUUGAGCUGCUCCUGGCCGUGUGUGAGAAGAGCACUCCCAUUGGUACCAGCUGCCAGGGAGCCAUCCUUCCAUCCAUAACCAAUGUCAUCAACCUGGCUGACAGCCAUGACCGCGCCGCCUUCGCUAUGGUCACACAUGUCAAGCAGGAGCCUCGGGAGCGAGAGAACAGCGAGUCCAAGGAGGAGGAUGUUGAGAUAGAUAUUGAACUAGCUCCUGGAGAUCAGACCAGCACACCCAAAACCAAGGAACUUUCUGAAAAGGACAUUGGAAACCAGCUGCAUAUGUUAACCAACAGACACGACAAGUUUCUUGACACUCUUCGUGAAGUGAAGACUGGAGCACUGCUCAGUGCCUUCGUUCAGCUGUGCCAUAUCUCCACGACACUGGCAGAGAAAACCUGGGUCCAGCUUUUCCCCAGAUUGUGGAAAAUCCUCUCUGAUAGACAGCAGCAUGCCCUGGCAGGUGAGAUAAGCCCAUUCCUGUGCAGUGGCAGUCACCAGGUGCAGCGGGACUGUCAGCCCAGUGCGCUGAACUGCUUCGUGGAGGCCAUGUCCCAGUGUGUCCCCCCGAUCCCCAUCAGACCCUGUGUUCUGAAGUACCUCGGGAAGACCCACAACCUCUGGUUCCGCUCCACAUUGAUGCUGGAGCACCAGGCCUUUGAAAAGGGUCUGAGCCUGCAGAUUAAGCCAAAGCAAACAACAGAGUUCUAUGAGCAGGAGAGCAUAACACCCCCUCAGCAGGAGAUACUGGACUCCCUUGCCGAGCUUUACUCCCUGUUACAAGAGGAAGACAUGUGGGCCGGUUUGUGGCAGAAGCGGUGCAAAUAUUCAGAGACGGCGACCGCUAUUGCAUAUGAGCAGCACGGAUUCUUUGAGCAGGCCCAAGAAUCCUAUGAAAAGGCAAUGGAUAAAGCCAAAAAAGAACAUGAGAGGAGUAAUGCAUCCCCGGCCAUUUUUCCCGAAUACCAGCUCUGGGAAGACCACUGGAUUCGGUGCUCCAAGGAGCUGAACCAGUGGGAGGCCUUGACAGAGUACGGCCAGUCCAAAGGUCACAUAAACCCCUACCUCGUCCUGGAAUGUGCCUGGAGGGUGUCCAACUGGACUGCCAUGAAGGAGGCGCUGGUGCAGGUAGAAGUAAGUUGCCCAAAAGAGAUGGCGUGGAAGGUCAACAUGUACCGCGGAUACCUGGCCAUCUGCCACCCUGAAGAGCAGCAGCUUAGCUUCAUCGAGCGCCUGGUGGAAAUGGCCAGCAGCCUGGCCAUCCGUGAGUGGCGGCGGCUGCCCCACGUAGUGUCCCAUGUGCACACGCCCCUUCUGCAGGCAGCCCAGCAAAUCAUUGAACUUCAGGAAGCGGCACAAAUCAAUGCAGGUUUACAGCCGACCAACCUGGGGAGGAACAACAGCCUCCAUGACAUGAAGACGGUGGUGAAGACCUGGAGGAACCGGCUGCCCAUCGUGUCUGACGACCUGUCCCACUGGAGCAGCAUCUUCAUGUGGAGGCAGCACCAUUACCAGGGUAAACCGACCUGGUCCGGCAUGCAUUCAUCAUCCAUUGUAACUGCUUAUGAAAAUAGCUCUCAGCACGAUCCAAGCUCAAAUAACGCUAUGCUCGGGGUUCAUGCAUCAGCUUCAGCAAUCAUCCAGUAUGGGAAAAUCGCCCGGAAACAAGGACUGGUCAAUGUCGCACUGGAUAUAUUAAGUCGUAUUCACACCAUCCCAACCGUUCCCAUCGUGGAUUGCUUCCAGAAGAUUCGACAGCAAGUUAAAUGCUACCUCCAGCUGGCAGGAGUGAUGGGCAAAAACGAAUGCAUGCAGGGCCUUGAGGUUAUUGAAUCUACAAAUUUGAAGUACUUCACAAAAGAGAUGACAGCUGAAUUUUAUGCCCUGAAAGGAAUGUUCUUGGCUCAGAUCAACAAGUCAGAGGAAGCAAACAAAGCCUUUUCGGCAGCUGUGCAGAUGCAUGACGUGCUGGUGAAAGCCUGGGCCAUGUGGGGCGACUACCUGGAGAACAUCUUCGUGAAGGAGCGGCAGCUGCAUCUUGGGGUGUCUGCUAUUACCUGUUACCUGCAUGCGUGUCGGCAUCAGAAUGAAAGCAAAUCGAGAAAAUACUUGGCAAAGGUGCUGUGGCUUUUGAGUUUUGAUGAUGACAAAAACACGUUGGCAGAUGCCGUUGACAAGUACUGCAUCGGCGUGCCGCCCAUCCAGUGGCUGGCCUGGAUUCCGCAGCUGCUCACCUGCCUGGUUGGCUCUGAGGGCAAGUUGCUUCUGAACCUCAUUAGCCAGGUUGGACGUGUGUAUCCCCAAGCAGUCUACUUUCCCAUCCGGACUCUAUACCUGACCCUGAAGAUAGAGCAGCGGGAGCGCUACAAGAGCGAUUCUGGACAGCAGCAGCCAAGUUCAGUGGGUAACCAGUCCCAUUCUGCAUCAGAUCCAGGGCCCAUAAGAGCAACAGCACCCAUGUGGCGCUGCAGCCGAAUCAUGCACAUGCAGCGAGAGCUCCACCCCACCCUUCUGUCUUCCCUGGAAGGCAUCGUUGAUCAGAUGGUUUGGUUCAGAGAGAACUGGCAUGAAGAGGUGCUCAGGCAACUCCAACAGGGCCUGGCAAAGUGUUACUCUGUUGCCUUUGAGAAAAGUGGGGCGGUGUCUGAUGCCAAAAUCACACCCCACACCCUGAACUUUGUCAAGAAGUUGGUGAGCACGUUCGGAGUGGGCCUGGAGAACGUGUCCAACGUCUCGACCAUGUUCUCCAGUGCAGCCUCCGAGUCUCUGGCCCGGCGAGCACAGGCCACGGCGCAGGACCCCGUCUUCCAGAAGCUGAAGGGCCAGUUCACAACGGAUUUUGAUUUCAGUGUUCCAGGAUCCAUGAAGCUUCAUAAUCUAAUUUCUAAAUUGAAAAAGUGGAUCAAAAUCCUGGAGGCUAAAACCAAGCAACUUCCAAAAUUCUUCCUCAUAGAAGAAAAGUGUCGUUUUUUGAGCAAUUUCUCAGCACAAACAGCUGAUGUGGAAAUUCCUGGAGAAUUUCUAAUGCCAAAGCCAACACAUUAUUACAUCAAGAUCGCUAGGUUCAUGCCCAGGGUGGAAAUUGUGCAGAAGCACAACACAGCUGCCCGCAGGCUGUAUAUCCGAGGGCACAAUGGCAAGAUCUACCCGUACCUCGUCAUGAACGACGCCUGCCUCACAGAGUCACGGAGGGAGGAGCGUGUGCUGCAGCUGCUCCGCCUGCUGAAUCCCUGCUUGGAGAAGAGGAAGGAAACCACCAAGAGGCACUUGUUUUUCACAGUUCCCAGGGUUGUGGCCGUGUCCCCACAGAUGCGCCUCGUGGAGGACAACCCCUCGUCACUCUCCCUCGUGGAGAUCUACAAGCAGCGCUGUGCCAAGAAGGGCAUCGAGCACGACAACCCCAUCUCCCGUUACUACGACCGGCUGGCCACGGUGCAGGCGCGGGGGACCCAGGCCAGCCACCAGGUCCUUCGAGACAUUCUCAAGGAGGUGCAGAGCAACAUGGUGCCGCGCAGCAUGCUGAAGGAGUGGGCGCUGCACACGCUGCCCAACGCCACGGACUACUGGACCUUCCGGAAGAUGUUCACCAUCCAGCUGGCGCUGAUUGGCUUUGCAGAGUUCGUCUUGCAUUUAAAUAGACUCAACCCUGAGAUGUUACAGAUUGCUCAGGACACUGGCAAGCUGAAUGUCGCCUACUUUCGAUUUGAUAUAAACGACGCGACCGGGGACUUAGACGCCAACCGCCCUGUUCCCUUCCGCCUCACCCCCAACAUUUCUGAGUUUCUGACCACCAUCGGUGUCUCUGGCCCUCUCACUGCCUCCAUGAUCGCUGUCGCGCGGUGCUUUGCCCAGCCCAACUUCAAGGUGGACGGCAUUCUGAAAACUGUGCUCCGGGAUGAGAUCAUUGCUUGGCACAAGAAAACGCAGGAGGAUACCUCCUCUCCUCUCUCGGCCGCUGGACAGCCUGAGAACAUGGACAGCCAGCAGCUGGUCUCCCUGGUCCAGAAAGCCGUCACCGCCAUCAUGACCCGCCUGCACAACCUGGCCCAGUUCGAAGGCGGGGAGAGCAAAGUAAACACCCUCGUGGCUGCUGCCAACAGUUUGGACAACCUGUGCCGCAUGGACCCUGCCUGGCACCCAUGGCUGUGACCCCGAGUGCCUCCCGCCCGGAAUGUGAAGGAGCUGCUGGCUUCUGUGACCGCUCUCUGCCUGGUUACUUUUAUUUACAGAAGUCCUGCAGAUUUGCAGGGCUGCAGUUAUUUUACAGUAGUUUGUGUGUGAACGAGGGUGAGUUUAGUGUUGGAGGGAGCCGCCCCAGGAUGUCAGCGAGGCCCUUGAAGAUGGCAGAGCUGAGCCUACCCUACCCUUUUAAAAUGAUUUUUUAAGGAACCAGGGUUUCUGGCCUGGGGUUUUUCGUGGAUUCUUUUUUAUGGUUCUCCCUCUGUCUGUGAGUGGACAGAGUGAACUGUAGGAAACAACUCUGGAUGUCCCUUUUUCACUCUGCCAAAAAUGACCCCUCGCCACGCUUCUGUGCAUUUGUACAGACGAGUGUACGGAAGUCGGUGUUGGAGAAGCGGAAGUCGGGAGCACCCAGGCUGGUCUUUCUGUGAGCACAAGCGCUUGUGCUGCGUGUCGCUGGCUUUGGGAAUCUUGCUGAACCUUCGGUGUGCACCUAGGAGGCUGUGUCGCCUCGCAGGGAAGGCCGUCCUCAUCCACAUUGGAUCUGCUUUCCGCUGGGCAGGGCCAGCCCGUGAGAGGUGCAGUAGAUCUUGUGCUUUCGUUGCUGCCCCUUUGGAUGUCUUCUAGACACUUUCUCUCGUUGUACCUAAGAAAAAUCAUUUUUGUUCCUUCCUAACUUAAAAAGAAAACAGCGGUGAAAGUUUCCCCCUUCAGUGUUUGUCCUGUUCACAUUUUUAUAAAUCUGAGCAUUGAGAGUGUUCUAUCUAAAUUUGUACAGUGUGAUUUUUUUUUUUUUUUCUUAGAAUAAAUAUUUUAUAAAAGGG
Chinchilla lanigera (long-tailed chinchilla) is the source of this 12689-nucleotide messenger RNA. RefSeq names its product transformation/transcription domain-associated protein (gene Trrap). Gene Ontology annotation, biological process: regulation of DNA-templated transcription; DNA repair. The coding region runs from base 253 to 11835 and encodes 3860 amino acids. The transcript has 71 exons. The record is from RefSeq and is a predicted model, not a curated record. Gene Ontology annotation, molecular function: transcription coregulator activity; protein binding. Lineage: Eukaryota; Metazoa; Chordata; Mammalia; Rodentia; Chinchillidae. Gene Ontology annotation, cellular component: SAGA complex; NuA4 histone acetyltransferase complex; nucleus.